UCAGUACCUCUGAUUUACACAAGAGAAAGAAAGGUCACACAAUUUCAGGUGUAGUCUGACAACUUCUGAGUACUCCAGUACUCAGUUAAGGAGAUAUUUCUGUGGGGCCAAGCACAAGAGCAUCUGUGGAGACAGAGACUCUUAUCUUUUUGGAUCCCCUCUGAAGCGCUGCAGUUCAUCAUAUGGUUUUGCUCACAAGUUGGGGGUUUGUUCUGUAGAUAUGAUCUAACUGUGCCUAGAAAAAGAGCCACUGGUGGCUGCACCGAUUUGUAACUGUAAGCAAGAGACAGUGAACAACUAGGUUCUGUUGUCUCUUGCUCAAUCUUGAGCACUUCAGAAGUCUUGUGGUGUCACUAGAGUUGAUCUGAGAUUAGGGCUUACAUCCUCACUGAACUGGGGUCCAGGUUAGUGACACAACAGUGGUGGUGUUCUUUGAGUUCCACCAGCCACGUACUCCCCCCUCCAAAACCAAAAAAGUACUGCUCUCUGUUUUCUGACUCUCUAAUCCUUUACCCAUCUAAUUCAUUGUGAAUUAAAGCAGAAUUCACAUUCAUUCCCUUUUAGAAUAUCCUUAAAGACUUUUAAACUACUGAUGUGAUCAUUCAUCUUCACAAGAACUGGCCAGAUUUUGCUCUUGAUAAGGGUUGCUUUAAGCAGAUCAUCUGUAUAGUAGUAAAUAUGUUUUCCACUUUUGGCUACCCUAGCAACUUAAAGGUAAUUGGCUGUGCCCUGAGUUGGUAACCCAAAUAUUUAAAAACACGAUUAGUUAAAGUUUAAUCCACUGUCAUGAUGAUGAUGUGGCAACAGAGGUUGUGUGUCAGGAUUCAUUCUUCGCCUGGAGAACAAGGUGGCAAUAACACUCAUGCAGUAUGGUCUCUUGCGGAGUAUGGGAUGAGUGAAGCAGACCUCAUUAAUGGCUGAAAGGAGGAUUUUCCACCAUGAACGGAUACCCAAACUGCUCUGCUAACCACACUAACAUUUGGAGUCAUUAUUUAGUACUUGCGCUGGGCAUCCCUCAACUGACCAUUAACAUCGCAUCUGUGAUCUUCAACUGCACGGUCAUCUUCACCAGAAUAGCGACAAAGGAUCUGCACAAGCCUAUCUCUAUACUCUUCUGCAAUUUGGCUUUUUCUGAUCUCUUCACCAGUUUUUCUGGCUUUUGGAUUUCAACGCUGUUCAUCACCAAUCCUGACAUUACAAUCUUUGGAUCCGAGGAUAUGCUUGCACCUUAUGCCUUAUACACUAUGUCUAUUUUAUCCACCAUUUAUAACUUGGUAAGCAUUGGAAUUGAACGCUAUCUGGCUGUGGCUGAAAGCAUGAGGACAAGAUUCAGGGCUGCUAGAAACCAUUCCAUAGCUGUGGUUUUAAUUAACUGGGUCCUUGCUUUCUUUUUGGGCUGCUUGCCGUUGAUGGGGUGGAACUGCUUGCAUAGGAGAAAAAACCUCUCUGUCCUCUACAGUCCAUUUUGCGUAGACUACCUCAUCUUCAUCACCAUUCCCAAUGUUGUGGUGGCGGCUUUUAUCAUACCUCUGUUCACUUACCUUAGAAUCAUUAUCAUCCUGAGGAAAAGAAAGCUGAGGAUGAAAGCAUGUGGACAAGCUACUGGCACCUACAAAUCAGCUGAAAUCCAGGUUGCCAGAACCAGCAUCUUUAUUUGGCUCCUGGCGUUGAUCUCCUACGCCCCUUUUUUCGCAGGAGUCAUAUUCGAUGCAACCAACCACCAGUGCCACGUUGAUCUCUACCCGGGCAUCUACAUCUUUCGAAACUGCACGGCUAUGCUGAUAACCAUGAACUGUUUGGGAAACCCCAUAAUAUACACCCUGAAAGCCAAACCUCUGGGGGAUAAACUCAAGGCUCUGAAGUGCCUCUCCACCAACCGUGUCCGAGCCUGCACCGUCGAGAACAUCUAG
Molecule: messenger RNA, 1910 nt
Organism: Pygoscelis adeliae (Adelie penguin)
Lineage: Eukaryota; Metazoa; Chordata; Aves; Sphenisciformes; Spheniscidae
Product: lysophosphatidic acid receptor 1-B-like
Exons: 1
Coding region: 939-1910 (323 amino acids)
Biological process (GO): G protein-coupled receptor signaling pathway
Cellular component (GO): membrane
Molecular function (GO): G protein-coupled receptor activity
Source: RefSeq, a predicted model, not a curated record